Messenger RNA from Scheffersomyces coipomensis, 885 nucleotides. It is a transcript of the gene VPS28, whose product is annotated as ESCRT-I subunit protein. The transcript has a single exon. Gene Ontology annotation, molecular function: protein-containing complex binding. The record is from RefSeq and is a predicted model, not a curated record. The coding region runs from base 1 to 885 and encodes 294 amino acids. Gene Ontology annotation, cellular component: ESCRT I complex. NCBI's taxonomy places the organism in Eukaryota, Fungi, Ascomycota, Pichiomycetes, Serinales, Debaryomycetaceae. Gene Ontology annotation, biological process: protein transport to vacuole involved in ubiquitin-dependent protein catabolic process via the multivesicular body sorting pathway.
AUGUCAGGUACAUCACUGUCUCCAUUAUCAUAUGCUCCCACAGCAACUACUUCGUAUACCACCAGUAAGAAUCAUGAACAGUAUCAUGAAGAAAUCACCAAAUCAUCAUUAUUAAAAACAUCAACUCAUAAGAAUAUCUAUGAAUCAUUAGCAGAAAUAUAUCUGAUAAUACCUACGUUGGAACUAUUAGAAAAUUCAUUUUUAAAGGAUUUCAUCACUGAUAGAGAAGUGUUUACCAAUAUAAGUUAUCGAUUAAUCAAUCAAUUCCAAAUAAUUGUCAAAUCUUUCAAAGAUAAUGAUGAGAAAUUAUCAUUAUUACAAGAAAUACUUAAAAGUAAUCUUACACCAGAUACUUUACAUUCUGAUUUAAGUAAUUUUCUUAAAUUGUUUGCUAUAAAAUUCAACUUGACAAGUAAUUCAAAGGCCAUAAAUAGAUUAACUGUAGGUGUACCGGCAACCAUUGAACAUUUAAGUACACAAGUUGAAAGUUCAAGUCAUCAUAUCCCACCUCCAGUCAUAGUUGCUAGUUCAAGUGGAGAUGGAUCAAUAAAUACUACUAAUGCAACUAGUAAUAGUACAUCUAGUGCUCGAUUAAUUGCUGAAAUAACAGGGAAUUUCAUUACUUGUAUGGAUGCCGUUAAAUUAAAUUAUCGAACUAAAGAUCAAUUACAUCCUUUAUUAAGUGAUUUAGUUGUAAAUUUAAAUGAUUUAAUUGAAAAUAGUAAUCAUAAAGUAUUGGAAUUUGAUGGGAAAUCAAAAUUAAUUAAUUGGUUAAUCAAAGUGAAUAAUUUAGGUGAUGUUGAUGAAUUAAAUCAAUCUGAUCUGGAAUUAUUUUUAAAUGAUUUAGAUGCUGCUUAUAAAGGGUUCUACUCAAGUUUAGAAUAA